Messenger RNA from Gossypium raimondii (Peruvian cotton), 6239 nucleotides. Its product is annotated as histone acetyltransferase HAC1. Gene Ontology annotation, cellular component: transcription regulator complex; histone acetyltransferase complex. The coding region runs from base 424 to 5610 and encodes 1728 amino acids. The transcript has 17 exons. Gene Ontology annotation, molecular function: transcription coactivator activity; histone acetyltransferase activity; zinc ion binding. Gene Ontology annotation, biological process: positive regulation of transcription by RNA polymerase II. The record is from RefSeq and is a predicted model, not a curated record. NCBI's taxonomy places the organism in Eukaryota, Viridiplantae, Streptophyta, Magnoliopsida, Malvales, Malvaceae.
UCUUGUCGAUCUUCUCCCUCCUUUUUCUCAUCUUGCUCUCUCUUUUUGCUAUCGUACGCUCGUGUCAAUUUCCCUUCGCACGUGUGUUUAAAGGCGGUGUUUCGCUGAUUCCGUUCCGUUUCCCGUUCUAUUUUCCGAUCAGUAUUCGUCGAUAUUCUCGGUCUUACCUUCGGAAUUCUCGAAGCUCCGGUCGCAGUGUCUUCUCCUUUCAAUUAUGGAUUUCCCCUCAGGGUACGUAAAUGCGGAAAUGCAAUAAAAGCAAUGUAUUUGAAGUGAUAAUUAAAGUGGGGAAAAAAGAAGGAAGCAUGAGUUUGGUGGAUUUUGUGAUUGCAAAAAGCCAGAGUGUUGAAUAAGUUAUGCUGCUUUUGCUAGUUGUGAGAGUUACGAAGACAAGACGAAAAGGAAGAAGGAAUAAGGAUAGAAAUGAAUGUUCAGGCACAUAUGUCUGGGCAGAUAUCGGGUCAGGCAGCUAAUCAAGGGGGAUUGCCCCAACAAAAUGGGAACCUUCUUCAGCCUGCCCAGAUGCAGAGUUUAGGUGUUGGAGGUGCAAGUGCUGCUGGAGGUCCUCCGCAUACUAUGUCAAAUAUGGACCCUGAGCUACAUAGAACUCGUGAAUAUAUGCGAGGAAAGAUCAUUGAUGUCUUAAAAUUGCGGAAUCAGCUUCCUAUUACUGAGGCAUCUAUGAUGAAGUUUCGGGAUUUUGCAAGACGAUUGGAAGAAGGUCUAUUUAAGAUUGCUCAUACAAAGGAGGACUAUACAAAUUUGAGUACUUUAGAGCACCGCUUGCAGAUUCUAUUAAGGGGGAGCAGAAAUGUGCACAACCAAAGGCAUCCACAGCUUGUUAAUUCAGCAUCAGCAUCAGCUUCAGUAGGUACUAUGAUUCCAACUCCUGGUAUAUCACACAGUGGCAAUCCUAGCAUUGUGGCUACAUCUUCUAUAGAUAAAUCUACAAGUGCUGCCAGUGCAAGCAUAGCUCCUACCAAUGUCAAUACAGGAAGCCUGUUGCCUAGCAGUGGCAUGACUAGUGCUUCUUUCACCAGAUCUGAAGGAAAUAUAUCUAAUGGCUAUCAACAGUUACCUGCGAAUUUUCCUCUUGCUUCUGGUGGAAUUUCAUCAAUUGGUGUGCAAAGAAUGGCAAGCCAAAUGAUUCCCACUCCUGGAUUUAAUAGUAAUAACAAUAAUGGUAGCAUUAAUGAUCAGUCUUCCAAUAAUGUUGGACUUUCAACUGUUGAAUCAACAAUGGUAUCCCAGCCACAGCAGCAAAAGCCACAUGGUGGUCAAAACAGUCGUAUAUUACGCACCCUUGGAAGCCAAAUGGGUAGUGGUAUCAGGUCAGGCUUGCAGCAGAAAGCUUUCGGGUUACCUCAUGGGUCCUUAAAUGGUGCAUUGGGGAUGAUGGGCAACAAUAUGCAUAUUGUGAGUGAACAUGGAACACCUGUCGGAUAUCAGACUACUACAGCUUUUGCUAGUUCGCCAAAACCUUUGCAACAAAACUUUGAUCAACAUCAGCUACCUGUAAUGCAAGCUGAUGGAUAUGGAAUGAACAAUGCUGAUUCUUUUGGGUCUGGAAACUUGUACGGUGCUGUAACAUCUGUUGGAUCAGUGACAAACUCUCAGAAUUUGAAUUCUGUUAAUUUGCAGUCUACAUCCAGAACAAAUACUUCUUUAAUAAAUAAUCAGUCAAAUUUACAUGCUGUGCAAUCGGCUGCCCAUAUGAAGCCCCAGUCCAUGGAUGAGUUUGAAAAGAUGAACUUUCAACCUGCAGUUUCUUCGAGAGAUGAUAUACUUCAAGUUAAUCAACAGAAACAAUUCCAGCACCCGUCUCUUCAGUACCAACAACAGCAGUUCCUUCAACAGCAACGCCAACAGAAGCAGCAAAAUUUGCUGAGCAAUAGUGGUUAUAGUCAGUCUCCACUGGCCUCUGAUAUAGGCAGUCAAGUAAAGUGUGAACCUGGAGUACAACAUCAUGACGAGGUUCUAUAUCAACAAGCUCCUGAACGCUUUCAGCUCUCAGAAUUGCAGAAUCCGUUUCUGCAGAACCAUAGUGAAGAGCUCGCUAAUCAGCAGAGUAUGUUGUCAUCACUGCCACAAAAUUCUGAACAAAUGCAACAGAUGUUGCAUCAAGACCAAUUGAUUCAAGAGUCUCAAAAUGAUUAUAAACUUCCGGCUGUAGCACAAAUGGAAUCAUUUGCUCAUAGCCAGUGGCACCCUCACUCACAAGAUCGGGCGCAAAUUCCAGGGAACAUAUCACAUGAGCAGCCUGUCCAAGAGGAAUUCCGCCAGAGAACAUCUGGGCCGGAUAAAGCUCAGUGUAACAAUUUAUCUGCAGAUGGAUCUACUAUCGGUCCGAUGGUUGAUGCUAGAAGCUCAUCAGAGCCUUUUAAUUCUAGAGGCGCCAUCUCUAAAUCUGAAAAUGGGAGCCAUGAUCGGCAGUAUAGAAAUCAAGUGAAGUGGCUUUUGUUUCUACGCCAUGCUCGUAGUUGUAAAGCCUCUGAGGGUAAGUGUGAUGGCUAUUGUUUUACCGUACGGAAGUUGUUGAGUCAUAUGAAUAAAUGCGAAUCAUCUCAAUGCUCAUAUCCUCGAUGCCUUCCCUCUAAGAUAUUGAUUCGUCACUACAAGACUUGUACAUAUCCAACAUGUCCCGUUUGUGUUCCUGUUAAAAAUUUUAUACAGGCUCAGAAGGCACAUGCCUGUCGGAACUCUGCUUCUGUUUUGCCUUCUGAUGGUGAUUCUACUAAAAUAAAUGAUGCUGGAGACAUUUCAGCUAGAAUGACUUCAAGAACUGCAUCAAAUGAUGCAUCUGUAGGUGUACAACCUUCACAAAAACGCAUGAAGAUAGAGCAAUCUUCUCAGUCUGUUAUUGCUGAAAGUGAAGGUCCUCUAGGUUCUGUUGUUGCUGAACCUCACAUAUCUCAGGACAUCCAGCGCCAAGAUUACCAACAUGUUGACAGGUGUAUGCCAGUUAAACCUGAACCUAUGGAAGUGAAGACUGAUGUCCCCGUGAGUUCUAGUGGUAAUCCUGUUUUUAUUGAGAUGAAGGAUGAUGUAGAUGACAUUAGCAAACAGAAGAUUGAUGGUGAGACUGUUACACUUGAUGAAUUUGGUGGUCUACCUAUGCAAGAAAGUGCGAAGAUUGAAAAGGAGCCUGACAUAGUCAAACAGGAAAAUGUUACGGAGUCUUCCGAAAGUGCAGCUGGAACCAAGUCUGGGAAACCAAAAAUAAAGGGGGUGUCACUUACUGAACUCUUCACCCCUGAGCAAGUUAGGGAGCAUAUUACAGGUCUCAGACGAUGGGUUGGCCAGAGUAAAGCAAAGGCUGAAAAGAAUCAAGCAAUGGAGCACUCAAUGAGUGAGAACUCAUGUCAAUUAUGUGCAGUUGAGAGACUUACUUUUGAACCCCCACCUAUUUACUGCAGUCCUUGUGGUGCUCGCAUUAAGCGAAAUGCAAUGUACUACACAAUGGGAGCUGGUGAUACACGACAUUACUUUUGUAUUCCAUGCCAUAAUGAGGCUCGUGGAGAUAGCAUUGUUGUUGAUGGAACUGCCAUUCCUAAGUCAAGGCUUGAGAAGAAGAAGAAUGAUGAAGAGAUCGAAGAAUGGUGGGUUCAAUGUGACAAGUGCGAAGCUUGGCAGCACCAGAUUUGUGCUUUAUUCAAUGGUAGAAGGAAUGAUGGCGGACAAGCUGAAUAUACAUGCCCCAAUUGCUAUAUUACUGAGGUCGAAAGAGGAGAGCGAAAGCCCCUACCUCAGAGUGCUGUCCUUGGGGCCAAAGAUUUGCCAAGAACAAUCCUUAGUGACCACAUAGAGCAGCGGUUAUUCAAGAGACUGAAACAGGAAAGACAAGAAAGGGCAAGGGUUCAAGGAAAAAGUUAUGAUGAGGUGCCUGGGGCUGAGGCACUUGUAAUUAGAGUUGUUUCAUCAGUUGACAAAAAGCUGGAAGUGAAGCAGCGAUUUCUUGAAAUCUUUCAGGAACAGAAUUAUCCACUUGAAUUUCCCUAUAAAUCAAAGGUAGUUUUAUUGUUUCAGAAGAUAGAAGGGGUAGAAGUAUGCUUAUUUGGUAUGUAUGUUCAAGAAUUUGGUUCAGAAUGUGCAUUUCCAAAUCAGCGUCGUGUUUAUCUGUCAUACCUAGAUUCAGUCAAGUAUUUCCGGCCUGAGGUUAAAGCAGUUACCGGAGAGGCUCUCCGUACCUUUGUUUACCAUGAAAUUCUUAUUGGAUACCUUGAAUAUUGCAAGAAGCGUGGUUUUACAAGUUGCUAUAUAUGGGCUUGCCCUCCACUUAAGGGAGAAGAUUAUAUCUUAUAUUGUCAUCCAGAAAUUCAGAAAACACCUAAAUCAGAUAAACUGCGAGAAUGGUAUCUAGCAAUGUUAAGGAAGGCUUCCAGGGAAAACAUUGUAGUUGAUCUUACUAAUUUGUAUGAUCAUUUCUUUGUAACUACCGGUGAAUGUAAGGCCAAAAUAACAGCAGCUAGACUGCCAUAUUUUGAUGGUGAUUACUGGCCUGGGGCUGCUGAAGAUUUAAUUAACCAGUUCCGUCUGGAAGAAGAUGGCAGAAAGCUGAACAAAAAAGGAACAAUAAAAAAGACAAUAACAAAAAGGGCUUUAAAAGCAUCGGGUCAAUCUGAUCUCUCUGCUAAUGCAUCAAAGGAUCUGCUACUGAUGCAUAAACUUGGUGAGACCAUUUGCCCAAUGAGGGAAGAUUUUAUCAUGGUUCACUUGCAGCAUUGUUGCACUCAUUGUUGUAUCCUGAUGGUGUCUGGAAAUCGCUGGGUCUGCAACCAGUGCAAGAAAUUUCAGAUUUGUGACAAGUGCCAUGAGGCAGAAUUGAAACGUGAUGAAAGAGAGAGACAUCCCUUCAAUCAGAGGGAAAAACAUGUUCUUUAUCCAAUUGAAAUAACUGAUGUCUCUACUGAUACAACCGAUCAAGAUGACAUUCUUGAGAGUGAAUUCUUUGAUACUAGACAGGCAUUUUUGAGUCUUUGUCAAGGGAACCAUUAUCAAUAUGAUACCCUGAGACGGGCUAAACAUUCCUCGAUGAUGGUACUCUACCAUCUUCACAAUCCAACUGCUCCUGCAUUUGUCACUCCCUGUUGCAUAUGUCAUCUGGAUAUUGAAACUGGUCAAGGUUGGCGAUGUGAAGUUUGCCCUGAUUAUGAUGUGUGCAAUGCCUGUUAUAAAAAGGAUGGGGGCAUUGAUCAUCCUCAUAAGUUAACAAAUCAUCCAUCCAUGGCAGAACGUGAUGCACAGAACAAAGAGGCCAGGCAACUACGUGUUCUGCAGCUGAGGAAAAUGCUUGACCUUUUAGUGCAUGCAUCACAAUGUCGUUCUGCACAUUGCCAAUACCCAAAUUGUCGGAAAGUGAAGGGGCUUUUCCGCCAUGGAAUUCAAUGCAAAACACGUGCUUCUGGUGGCUGUGUACUAUGCAAGAAAAUGUGGUAUUUGCUGCAACUCCAUGCACGAGCAUGCAAAGAAUCUCAAUGCCACGUACCACGUUGCAGAGACCUAAAGGAACAUUUGAGGAGGCUUCAACAACAAUCUGAUUCACGACGUAGGGCUGCUGUGAUGGAGAUGAUGAGACAGAGAGCUGCAGAGGUUGCUGGUAGUUCUGGGUAAAAGACCAAAGUGUUAAUAUGCAUUUUGGUGCUUUGAUGAAAAAAUGCGCCCUUCUAUAAAGGGAUGUCUAAGAUUGUUCACUGCUUGGAACUAGGCGGUGAUGAGAAAAUCCGGCUGAUCUAUAAAAGGUCAGAGGGGGAUAUGCAUAUGGCUCAUUAGGGAACAACUUUCAUUGAUAAAACCUGCAACUAAAUUCCCUACAAAGAAAGCCAACUGCCAUUGCCAACUUAGCCAUUCGGAGGAGUUCAAAUACUAGUGUACCCCAGCUGGCUGAUUCGACCUAUUUAUGUGGAAUGCCAUGCCACGCCAUUCGAACCCUUUGGUCCUGUGUACUAUAAUCGUUCUAGUCUGUCCAAAUUGCUUUCUUACAGAGGAAUCUGGGAGGUUAGUUUUAUUUUUUUUAUCUUUUUCCUCUAUUCUUCUUGCUAUGUUUUCGCAGUAGAACAUUGACCCCUCCCACUUUUCGUAGAAUGGGCAUUUUGAUUAAAGAUGGAACAAUAAGUAGGCAUUAGUGAAGAAAACUGCAUCAAUUCAUUUUUAGUCAAUAAUAUGAAAUUAUUAUAUGUAUAUAUAUUAUAUGGUUAAGUGGAAGAUGUGUUGGAUUUUUAAUGCAAGUUUUGUUUUCAAUA